Messenger RNA from Pieris brassicae (large cabbage white), 2477 nucleotides. RefSeq names its product putative fatty acyl-CoA reductase CG5065. Gene Ontology annotation, biological process: long-chain fatty-acyl-CoA metabolic process. The coding region runs from base 184 to 1668 and encodes 494 amino acids. NCBI's taxonomy places the organism in Eukaryota, Metazoa, Arthropoda, Insecta, Lepidoptera, Pieridae. Gene Ontology annotation, molecular function: alcohol-forming very long-chain fatty acyl-CoA reductase (NADP+) activity. Gene Ontology annotation, cellular component: peroxisome. The record is from RefSeq and is a predicted model, not a curated record. The transcript is spliced from 13 exons.
CCCUGAGAGCCUGUGCCUAGUUUCAAUUUAGUCUAACUAAAUUUGUAUUAACUAAUUUAAAAAAUUCGUCAAACUAAAUUUGCUUAAACUAAUUUAUAAUUUGACUGAUUUUAACAGUGCCUGUGAUUGUGUUGUUAUUGUGGCGUGUUUCGAAUUACAGUCAAAGGGGUAACGUAAUUCAAAAUGGCGCCAUCUAUCGGCGUGGCGGAGUACUACGCCAACAAAACUAUAUUUAUAACAGGCGCCACUGGUUUUAUGGGAAAGGUUCUUAUAGAGAAGAUGCUAAGAUGCUGCCCAGAUGUAAAGAAAAUAUACUUGCUAAUGCGGCCAAAGCGCGGACAAGGCACUAAGGAAAGGCUGCACGAUUUUAUUAAUUGUAAGGUCUUCGAGAGUUUACGAGCGACAUCUCCAGAUUGUUUCUCGAAGCUCCAGGUGAUACCGGGUGAUAUAUUGCAGGAGGACAUUGGCAUCUCUGAAGAACAUCGUCAGACAUUACAAGACGAAGUGCAAUGCGUGUUUCAUUGCGCUGCAUGUGUCAGAUUUGAUAUGUUCAUUCGCGAUGCUGUUAAUAUGAACACACUGGGCACCAUGAAAGUGUUACAACUGGUGGAAGGCAUUAAGAAUCUAGAGGUGUUCGAGCAUGUAUCAACGUCAUACUGCCGAUGUGAAGUCCACACUCUGGAGGAGCGCGUGUAUCCAGCGAGACAUGCGCCAAAGGAUGUGGUGCACACUGUGAAAUGGAUGGAUGACGACUUACUGACAUACCUACAGCCUAAACUGAUCGAGCCGCAACCAAACACAUACGCGUACACCAAGAACCUCACAGAGGAUCUUGUUACUCAAUACGAGGGCAAAUUUCCAAUCGUCAUCGCCAGACCUUCGAUUGUAAUGGCUGCCUUAAAGGAACCUAUACCGGGAUGGGUGGACAACAUGAAUGGACCAACUGGGUUGCUUGUUGGAGCUGGCAAAGGUGUGAUCCGUACAAUGCAUUGUAACGAUAGCUACCAAGCGGACGUGAUGCCUGUGGACAUGGCUGUCAAUGCUUGUCUGGUGCUUGCCUACCUCACCGCAUUAGAUAGACCAAAGGAGGUGCGAGUCUGUAAUGUAACACAGUCUGGAGUCAAUCCCAUCACUUGGGGACAAGCCCUGGAUUUAGGUCGGAUUCACGUCCACGAAUUUCCAUUCUCUCUAUGCUUAUGGUACCCUGGAGGAUCAGCGAAAAGUUCUCGCGCGCAUCACACGGCUGCUCUUCUGCUCACGCAUAUGUUGCCCGCUUAUCUUGUGGACCUGCUCAUGUUCCUUAUGGGACAGAAAACUUUCAUGGUAAAGAUUCAGAAACGCGUGAACUACGGUCUUGAAGUACUUCAGUAUUAUACUACCAAGGAAUGGUUCUUCGACAAUGAAUUAUACCGUUCCCUACCUAACCUCAUCUCGGAGAACGAUAGAAAAAUCUUCUAUACAGAUCUUAGGAUAGUUGAAUGGAGCUCCUACAUCCGUAACUACAUUAAGGGUGCGCGUGAGUUUUGCUGUAAAGAGGAUCCCAGCACGCUGCCAGCUGCGCGUCGCCGACACACACAAUUGUUUUACUUGGACCUACUUAUGCAGACUAUUGUCUACGGGUUACUAGCUUACUUCUUCUACUAUUACGUCAUACGGAUUUUCUGCUAGUCAAUUUCAUCAUCAGUCAUCGGAUCACCAAGCAUUUGACUAUCAAAUAUAAUGCCAUAGACUAAAGAUCAUUUAUGUAGAGUUGCCAUUCAACAAAUAUCUUACCUGUUAAGGGUCACAAUGUCUUACAUUAUCGAUAAGAAAUAUGAUCAAAGAUAGAACAAAGAUGAAAAUGAAUACUUUAACGAUUAUAUAUGUGGCACACACAAUUUUAGAUUGUGCCACAUAUACCUAUAAAAUUCAGACACUGGUUCGAUACCAGAACGUAUAUAUUUUUAUGAUAUCUGAUUACAUUUAAACUAUGACGGCCAAAGUUUGCAUAUAUUAUGGGUGUUUUCUGUUAUAUGGUUCUACAUUAAAAUAAAACAAAUCCAUUGGCUAUAAAUUAGUAAUACAAAUAAACUAAAUAGCUUUUAUCUAGUUCAACAACCUUAAUAAUAUGUUUGUAAUUUUAAUGCUUACAAGUACCUGUAUUUAAAAUCUUACACACUCUAUUCAAACUGCAUAAACGUUAGAUUUGUAAAUUCCCAUGUAAUGAAAUGCAUUUAUAUUUUAAGCUGGGCCUUCUCAUACUUUAAAUAUGUUUAAUGUUACCUAUUGACAUUAGUUUUAUAUGUAUUUAGUAGUAGCUAUUAUUAGAUUUUAUUGUUAUUGGACAGGUUAAUUGUAGAUACCUAUAGAAAUAAAUGGUUACAAUUGUGAUAGAUGAUUGUAAUUUCCAUAUCACUUUACCUUAAUAACAGCCGAAGAGAGAAGACGAUUUAUUAAAAUAUACUCUUUAUAAUGCUAUGUACAAUAUUUUCAUUUAC